Messenger RNA from Balaenoptera ricei (Rice's whale), 2561 nucleotides. RefSeq names its product hes related family bHLH transcription factor with YRPW motif 1 (gene HEY1). The transcript is spliced from 5 exons. Gene Ontology annotation, molecular function: DNA-binding transcription factor activity, RNA polymerase II-specific; RNA polymerase II cis-regulatory region sequence-specific DNA binding; protein dimerization activity. Gene Ontology annotation, biological process: anterior/posterior pattern specification; circulatory system development; negative regulation of neuron differentiation. NCBI's taxonomy places the organism in Eukaryota, Metazoa, Chordata, Mammalia, Artiodactyla, Balaenopteridae. Bases 502 to 1416 code for a protein of 304 amino acids. Gene Ontology annotation, cellular component: nucleus. The record is from RefSeq and is a predicted model, not a curated record.
GCGGCCGCCGACCGGCUUGUGUCCCGGCCCGGCCUCCCCAGCCUGCUCGCCGCCGGCCCACCGCCGCCCGCGCCUCCUCCUUCCCCCCAGCGGAGGCCCGACAGAGCCCCUGCGGAGCCGACACACCGCCGCCGGGCAGGGGCGGGCGCCGAGGGCGGGCGCGGGGUUCGCCUUCGCCCUUGGCCUCGCCCCCGCCCCGCCCCUGAGAGGCUGCCAAUCAGUGGAGCGAGAAAGCGGAUUGGCCAAGGGAAGGCUGUUGCCCGGGAGCCGACGCCCCGCCCCUCCGCCCCCUUGCCCGCCCCCUCUACUCCCCCGCCCUCCCCAGGGCCCUGGGAAGGGGCGCAGCGUGGGAAAGGGAUGGUUGAGUUUUAACCGGAGGCAGAGAGUGAGCCGGACCAGUGUGUGCGGAGCGCGAGCAGCCGAGCGCGGAGAGGGGCCGCUGCAGUUAACUCCUCCCUGCCCGCCGCGCCGACCCUCCCCCGGAUCCCCCGCGUAGCCAGCAUGAAGCGAGCCCACCCCGAGUACAGCUCCUCCGAUAGCGAGCUGGACGAGACCAUCGAGGUGGAAAAGGAGAGUGCGGAUGAGAAUGGGAACUUGAGUUCGGCUCUAGGUUCCAUGUCCCCAACUACAUCUUCACAGAUCUUGGCCAGGAAAAGACGGAGAGGCAUCAUUGAGAAGCGCCGACGAGAUCGGAUCAAUAACAGUUUGUCUGAGCUGAGGAGGCUGGUACCCAGUGCUUUUGAGAAGCAGGGAUCUGCCAAGCUAGAAAAAGCCGAGAUCCUGCAGAUGACGGUGGAUCACCUGAAAAUGCUGCACACUGCAGGAGGGAAAGGCUAUUUUGACGCGCACGCCCUUGCUAUGGACUAUAGGAGUUUGGGGUUUCGGGAAUGCCUGGCAGAAGUCGCCCGUUACCUGAGCAUCAUUGAAGGACUAGAUGCCACGGACCCGCUUCGAGUUCGACUGGUCUCGCAUCUGAACAACUAUGCCUCCCAGCGGGAAGCGGCAAGCGGCGCUCACGCAGGCCUUGGACACAUUCCCUGGGGGAGUGCUUUCGGACAUCACCCGCACGUCGCGCACCCCCUGUUGCUGCCCCAGAAUGGCCACGGGAACACUGGCACCACGGCCUCGCCCACGGAACCCCACCACCAGGGCAGGUUGGCCACGGCACAUCCGGAGGCGUCGGCUUUGCGGGCGCCCCCUAGCGGCAGCCUUGGACCGGUGCUCCCCGUGGUCACCUCCGCCUCCAAACUCUCGCCGCCUCUGCUCUCCUCGGUGGCCUCCCUGUCGGCCUUCCCCUUCUCUUUUGGCUCCUUCCACUUACUCUCUCCCAAUGCACUGAGCCCUUCGGCACCCACGCAGGCAGCAAACCUUGGCAAACCCUAUAGACCUUGGGGGACGGAGAUUGGAGCUUUUUAAAGAACUGAUGCUGUAGAAUGAGGGAAGGGAAAGCUUAAAAUCCCAGCUGAGCUGGGCUGUUGCCAACAUCACCUUAAAGUCAUCAGUAAAAUAAAAAGGAAGAAGGUACACUUUCAGAUAAAUUUUGUUGAAAGACGAAAGGUUUGUUGGUUCACUUUUUCUUUUUUAAUGUUUUUUUUUAUCAUGUCAUGUAUUAGCAGUUUUUAAAAACUAGUUGUUAAAUUUUGUUCCAGACAUUAAAUUGAAAUAGUGAAUAUAAACCAACAAAUUGGUGAUAGGUUUGGACUGUGCCUAAUUUACUUUGUAAACCUAUCUGUCUAAGAAUGAUUCCAUUUUGUCUCAAAGUUUUGGGAAUUUUAACAUUUAGUAUUUUGGGUCUGUUUUUCUCCUUGUAUACAGUCUCUUUUUAGAAUUAAUUUUCCAAACCACUAUGCUCAAUGUUAACAUGAUGCUAUUUGUUGAUAUUUUGACAAUUAAGGUGUUGUAUAAAUGAUAUUCUUUUUUGGGGGGGCUAUAUUGAAUUUUAUAUUUCUGAAUAAAGCGUUGACAAAUCAGAUGAUCAGCUUUAUCCAAGAAAGAAGACUAGCUAAUUCUCUGCUUCCUGCAGCAGUAGGGUGAACGUACAAACCAUCAGGGCCCCUGAAUCUGAAUGACCAAUUGCUGUCGUCUACCAGGACUCACAGUUCUGGCUUGGUUAGGAGAGGUCCCUGUUUGGAGUUGGCAGGGAAGAGACAGAAGAUGAUUGCGUAGAAUAUGUCUGCAUUUACCAGCCCCAAGCAAUGCAAUGAAUUUUUAAUUUCACAGAUCUCAAGUUCACAAAUGUUAACAUGGAUAAGUGAUCAUGGUGUGCAAGUGGUCAAUGGAAUAGUCCAGUGGAACCUGUUAAAUGUAUAACCUAAUUCUUCCUGGAGCUGCCAUGUUUUCUUUUCACUGGAAAUUUUUAUGUUGUGUUUUCCUUUUUGGUGCAUGGAAAUGUGGUUAUUGAGAUACUUAAAAGGGCUUUGCUGCCUUCUAUUUGGUUUAAUUUGAUUUGGGCUAUUAAAGCAUCAUUUUACAGGUUUAUUCCUUUAGCAGGUGUAGUUUAAACAACCUCCACUGAACUGGGUUUGACCUCUGUUGUACUGAUGUGUUGUGACUAAAUAAAA